Molecule: messenger RNA, 1495 nt
Organism: Haliotis rufescens (red abalone)
Lineage: Eukaryota; Metazoa; Mollusca; Gastropoda; Lepetellida; Haliotidae
Product: brain-specific homeobox protein homolog
Exons: 4
Coding region: 137-847 (236 amino acids)
Biological process (GO): regulation of DNA-templated transcription
Molecular function (GO): DNA binding; DNA-binding transcription factor activity, RNA polymerase II-specific
Source: RefSeq, a predicted model, not a curated record
UAGGCAUCGGCGGACUGAUACAAUCUCAUGUUCGAUUGUUUGGCUAACACUUUUAAAGCUAUCUAGGGAGGGUAAAUGGUAUUCUCCCGAGAAGGCACGUGGGCGCACAUACGAGAAAAACGUACCAGGACUUAGCAUGACAAUGUCUUCUUUCACCGAGCCUCACACAAGUAGAUCAACAUCGUUCUUCAUAGACGACAUCCUCCUCAACAAACCUAAACAACUGCCUCGCGACUUCACGGCGGUGACUGGACUGCGGUCGGCAUUCCCAGAGUACGGGUAUGCGUGUCUCCCCGGGACCCCCGCCUUCUACACCCACCCGUUCCUGGCCCACGGGGCAGGGCUCAUCCCCAAGCACCCAGACCACCCAGCCUUCCUCAUCCCGACUUCCAGUCUCCCGCUAACCCCGCUGUUUCAACACGACAGCCCAGGGAAACACUGCCGCAGGAGGAAGGCCCGGACCGUGUUUAGCGACCAGCAGUUGAAUGGGUUAGAGAAGAGGUUCGAAGCCCAACGGUACCUCUCCACCCCUGAGAGAAUGGAAUUAGCCUCUCAACUCAGUCUGUCAGAGACACAGGUGAAGACAUGGUUUCAAAAUCGAAGAAUGAAACAAAAGAAAUUGCAACGCAAAACACAAGAUGACAGCGACCCCUCUAACACAAGCGACAAAAACAACCAAUCAGACAGCCACUCUGACGUAGGAGAUGACCGAUCAGAUAGCGGCCAUCUUGAAAGUGAUACACCUGUUACUAGUUACAAGGACUGCGCAUGCUCAGAUAACGAAGAUACGGAAGAAAUAAAUGUUGUGGAUACAGAUAUUGAACAUCCUUCUACUUCGGCAUCAUAAUAUAUCACAAAACGUUUUGGGAACAGCAUUAUGUUGAGUGCAAAUGGGAGUUAUCCCCCUUUGUGAUAUCCGGAAGCAAGAUGGAAUGCCAACGCAUUCUUGAUCAACACAUGUCAUUCCGGGAGAAGCCGAACAUCGUUUGGCAAGUUACAGAAAGAAGCAAAUAAUGACGAAUGGUCAGAACGACACCCGAAUCCUCUUGGCGUAUUCCACAAACUACAAAAUGUGAGAUUGAUAUUAGCCGAGUGAACGGUAGUUAUUUGCAAACAUUAGGAACGUCGUGCCCCCACGUGUGUUUUCAUUUUCCAUUGGGACAUAUUUUUUGAAGAUGCAGAAAUGCUUUUCAAAUCUGAAUCAGAUGAGAGACAGUGAUGGGGCCGUAUGAAUAAACAAGAUCGCAAAUCGCUAGUUGUGAAAGACACGUUGUUAAUCAUUGACCAAGAGACAAACCACAUCGCUAUUGUGAAUAUUGAAAUCCUUUUGACUAUUUUCAUACGAAUCUAAACUUGAUGUGUUGUGUUGGCCAUGUACAGUGCUAUGUAGAGCUUUGAAGUUGUUUUUUUUCUGUGAAUAAUAUUUAUAUAAACAUAUCUGGACUUUGUGCAAUAGUCUGUCGAUGAGACGGAUUUUCCAGUAUCUGUUCAAUAA